Molecule: messenger RNA, 2129 nt
Organism: Durio zibethinus
Lineage: Eukaryota; Viridiplantae; Streptophyta; Magnoliopsida; Malvales; Malvaceae
Product: putative pectinesterase/pectinesterase inhibitor 22
Biological process (GO): cell wall modification
Molecular function (GO): enzyme inhibitor activity; pectinesterase activity
Source: RefSeq, a predicted model, not a curated record
UGGCUUGAACUUGACUAGUGUGGAAAAAACAGCGGCCAUCUUGACCAGCACGCGGCAAAUGGUAAAGAAUAUUAUGGUGGGAUCUUAAAAGAGAGCAUAACUUCGUCAGGGGAAAAGCAUAAAGAAGGUGAAGUCAUAACUCAAAUGACAACUCCUUUCUUUCAAUGCAAACAAUACCUGAAUCCUUUGCAUAUAAAGUUACAUUCUCUGUAAAAACCACAAUCAUCGAUCUCUGCCUUUCUCCUCCAACUCUAUCCCCAAGACAUGGCCUUUGCCAAGUUUCUUUUUAUUCUCUUACUGUUACCUUCGUUCGAAGCUUUACCUGACGUUACCCCCUUAAGAAAACAGAACUUAACUACUCAAUCAUUAAUCAUACAGGCUUGCACAGGCAUUGAUAGCCAGGAUUUAUGCCUCUCAAAUAUACAAGCUGAGCUUCAAAACUUAGGGCCUCAAACCCCCUCAUCAGUUUUGCAUGCUGCUCUCAGGGCGACGCUUAAUGAAGCAAGACAAGCCAUUGAAACAAUAACAAAGUUCACUGCUUUGUCUGUCAGUUAUCGUGAACAAAUAGCAAUUGAAGAUUGCAAGGAACUUCUUGAUUUCUCCGUCUCGGAGUUGGCCUGGUCUUUGACUGAGAUGAAAAAAAUUCGUGGUGGUGAUAGAAGUGCUGAACAUGAAGGGAACCUGAAAGCUUGGUUAAGUGCUGCGUUGAGUAACCCAGACACCUGCCUUGAAGGCUUCGAAGGCACAGACCACCACCUUGAGAGCUUCAUCAGAGGAAGCCUGAAACAAGUUACACAACUUAUUGGCAAUGUUUUAGCUAUGUACACUCAAUUACAUAGCUUGCCCUUUCGACCACCUCGCAAAAGCACUUCCACAAACACAAGCUCAGAAUUUCCGGAGUGGAUAACCGAUGGUGAUCAAGAGCUUGUACAAACUAAUCCACGCGUUAUGCACAUAGAUGCGGUUGUGUCAUUAGAUGGGAGCGGGCAUUAUUGGACCAUAACAGAUGCUAUCAAUGAGGCUCCAAGUUAUAGUAAUAGGAGGUACAUCAUUUAUGUGAAGAAGGGAGUUUACAAGGAGAACAUUGACAUGAAGAAGAAAAAAACCAAUAUUAUGGUGGUGGGAGAUGGAAUCGGACAAACAAUUGUGACAGGGAACAGGAAUUUCUUGCAAGGAUGGACUACAUUUCGAACUGCUACAGUUGCUGUUUCUGGAAAGGGAUUUAUAGCGAGAGACAUAACAUUCCGCAAUACAGCCGAACCCCAGAACCACCAGGCUGUGGCUCUCCGAGUGGAUUCUGAUCAAUCCGCUUUCUAUCGUUGCAGCAUGGAAGGCUACCAGGAUACCCUCUACAUUCACUCCCUCCGCCAAUUUUACCGAGAAUGCAAUAUUUAUGGCACCAUAGACUUCAUUUUCGGCAAUGGUGCAGCUGUCCUCCAGAACUGCAAAAUAUUCACUCGAGUCCCCUUGCCACUUCAGAAGGUUACAAUCACUGCUCAGGGAAGGAAAAACCCGAAUCAAAGUACCGGCUUUUCGAUUCAGAACAGCUAUGUUCUUGCCACUCAACCAACUUAUUUAGGGAGGCCAUGGAAGCGGUAUUCCAGGACAGUUUUCAUGAACACUUACAUGGGUGGUCUGGUGCAGCCUAGAGGGUGGCUUGAGUGGUAUGGGGACUUUGCCUUGAGCACACUUUGGUAUGGUGAGUACAGGAAUUAUGGCCCUGGUGCAUCAUUAUCCGGACGAGUGAAAUGGCCUGGUUACCACAUUAUCCAAGAUGCUGCCACCGCAAGUUUCUUCACAGUUGGGAGGUUCAUUGACGGCCGGUCAUGGUUGCCUGCAACCGGCGUCAAGUUCACGGCAGGUUUGAGCAAUUAGGUGACUAGCUAUAUGUAUAGUCUUAUAUACGAAUUUUCCAGUGGUUGUACUGAUUUACAUGUGUGUUUCAGCCUCUACUACUUGAGGAUCCGAUAUCUGGCAGCUUCGUCAUGUAUGAUUGAUUAGAUUUGAUUACUAGUACUGGUUACUUGCUAUUGGUUUUAGCCUUGUAAAGAGCUUUGUCUUCAAGGCUUAAAAGUUCAAUGGUGGACAACAAUAAAAAAAUUCCUCGGUUCAAGUUCAACAAGUUUAUA